AUGAGUUUUUGCUUGCAAGUAGCUCAGGAGCCUGUCGCUGGGCGCCGCAAGACGGACAAGGAUCGUCGCCCAAUUGCGCCAACCCCUAUCAUCCGGCUCUGGAUUCGAGAACAUGCGGGGGCGACGGGCCUGGGCGUGUUUGUGAACCCUUCUGACAUCAAUAUAUCGACAUUGCCCGGCCGUGGUCGCGCGAAAGCUUUCGACAAGAGCCACCGAAAUCUGCACGGAAGACUACACGUCGAGGCCAACCGGGUCAUUGACAUGGAGGGCGAAAUGGGUCUCUGGUUCUUGUUCAUGAGCCUGUCUGUCCGCAACGAGGGGACAUAUUCCUUAUAUUUCCGUUGUUUUGAUAGGUCGGCAACUACAAAGGGCAUGCCACCAGCGCCAUCUCUCGCCGCAUGCCGUUCGAUGGACUUUAAGGUGUUCUCUCCCCGCAACUAUCACGGGCGGCCGCCAAAAACGCUUCUUGCCGACCAUUUUAACCGUCAAGGGUUCAAGCUUAACACUCGCAAGAACGAGCGUCAAGUCGCGUCCCCUUCUCCGCCUCCAGAGUGA
Molecule: messenger RNA, 555 nt
Organism: Cutaneotrichosporon cavernicola
Lineage: Eukaryota; Fungi; Basidiomycota; Tremellomycetes; Trichosporonales; Trichosporonaceae
Exons: 8
Coding region: 1-555 (184 amino acids)
Source: RefSeq, a predicted model, not a curated record